Molecule: messenger RNA, 2374 nt
Organism: Perca flavescens (yellow perch)
Lineage: Eukaryota; Metazoa; Chordata; Actinopteri; Perciformes; Percidae
Gene: slc1a4
Product: solute carrier family 1 member 4
Exons: 8
Coding region: 134-1726 (530 amino acids)
Biological process (GO): L-glutamate transmembrane transport; L-serine transport
Cellular component (GO): plasma membrane
Molecular function (GO): L-alanine transmembrane transporter activity; L-serine transmembrane transporter activity; L-aspartate transmembrane transporter activity
Source: RefSeq, a predicted model, not a curated record
CUUCACACAAACACCAGACCAGCUCUUCACACAGCUGAGUGCGUGCGCACAACGUGUGUGCGUGUGUGUGUGCAUCCAACCAACGCUGCCUGGACCGGACUCAGCUUCCCACGCCGCUCUGAGGAGGAAAAAGAUGGAGAAAAAGAGCGAGAUCAACGGGCACAUGCCCAGCUCGGCGUCCACCGAUCGGAUCCUGGAGAAAAGCGCGCGGAAGAGCUUCAGAGAGAAGCUGAUGGAGUUCCUGGGAAAGAACCUGCUGGUGAUCAUGACGGUGUCGGGGGUGCUGGUGGGAAUCGGGCUCGGGAUGAUGGUCCGAAAAAUGGACCUGACCAAGGCGCAGAUGACCUACUUCGCCUUCCCCGGAGAGAUGCUCCUCCGGAUGCUGAAGAUGAUCAUCUUGCCCCUGGUCGUGUGCAGCCUCGUCUCCGGCGCCGCCAGCCUGGACACUCGCUCCCUGGGCAAGCUGGGGGGCAUCGCGGUCGCCUACUUCCUGGUGACCACGCUGAUCGCCUCGGGGAUCGGGGUGUCCCUGGCCUUCAUUAUCAAACCCGGCGUGGGCGCCGGAGCCCUGAACACCAACAGCCUGGGGCUGGAGAGCGUCAGCAGCAACAAGGAGACCGCAGACUCCUUCUUAGACCUGGCCAGGAAUUUAUUCCCAGCAAACUUGGUGGCUGCUGCUUUCCGUUCUUAUGCCACUGACUACAAGAUGGUUGCUGUAGGGAACGACACCAAUGGGACUGCCCUCUAUCAAAAGGUUCCUAUUGGUACAGAAGCAGAUGGCAUGAACAUCCUAGGUCUGGUGUUAUUUGCCAUGGUGUUUGGAGUGGCGCUGAGGAAGCUGGGAGAUGAGGGAGAAGAACUCAUUCGUUUCUUCAACGCUUUCAACGAGGCCACCAUGGUGCUGGUGUCCUGGAUCAUGUGGUAUAUCCCUUUUGGCAUCAUGUUUCUAGUGGGCAGUAAGAUUGUGGAGAUGGAAGAUGUGGUUCUUCUGGUCACUAGUCUGGGAAAAUACAUAUUUGCUUCAAUCCUGGGCCACAUUAUCCACGGAGGCAUCAUCCUGCCACUAAUCUACUUUGGCUUCACACGCAAGAACCCCUUCAGUUUCCUGUCAGGCCUCAUCACGCCCUUCACUACUGCCUUCGCCACCUGCUCCAGUUCAGCAACUCUUCCCUCUAUGAUAAAAUGUGUGGAGGAGAACAAUGGUGUGGAUAAACGCAUCAGCCGCUUCAUCCUUCCCAUCGGGGCCACUGUCAACAUGGAUGGGGCGGCCAUAUUCCAGUGCAUCGCUGCUGUUUUCAUCGCUCAGCUUAACAAUGUUGAUCUGAAUGCUGGACAGAUCUUUACCAUCUUGGUGACAGCAACAGCUUCAAGUGUCGGUGCAGCAGGCAUCCCAGCCGGCGGCAUCAUUACUAUCGCCAUCAUCCUGGAGGCCAUCGGCCUGCCGACCAACGACCUGUCCCUUAUGCUGGCUGUUGACUGGAUUGUAGAUCGUACCACCACGGUUGUGAACGUGGAGGGCGAUGCUCUGGGUGCUGGAAUUCUCCAUCACAUCAACCAGAAGGAGAUGAAGAAGCAGAAGGAGCAGCAGCAGCAGCCACAAGAGGAAGGGGAGCUGGCAGAGGUCCUGGUGGAGGUGGUGGCCAAAGUCCAGGCGGAGGAGGAGAACUCGCUGUACAUCAUUCACCAAACCAAAGCCAUGCCUGAAGCCAUUGAGUCGGUCCUGUGAACUAAGCGAGACUUUUUCUCUUGCCCCCUGACCUAUUGAUACUUCUGAUGUUGCUGCUUACCGAACACCAUUCUGACUCAGUAUCCAUUCAAAAAAAAAAAAAGGUCCCUGAUGGUUUCACUUUUGAGGGAAAACAAAGUGCCAUAGUAGCAGUCUGCAUAGAGCAGUCUACAGUGUACCUAGUGCGGCUGUUGUACUUUCGAAAUUCACACACGUCUCAAUAACUGGGUUUUCAAUGCAGAUUAGAGUACGAUGAAUUGGAGAAUGAUUGAUUUUUAUAAACAUUUCCUCAAUCUAGCUAAUACAUUUUUUGUUAUUUUCACUUGACUUGAGGUUGCCUACAUUUGUUUGUAUCUUUGGAGAUUUUGAUUGAGGCAUUUUGCGAUAAACAGUGAUGGAAACACACUGUGUAAAAUAUCCCUAAAACAUUCCCAUACAUGUUAAUUUGUCUGACGUACUGUAUAAGAUUCUCAUGGCCAUGCAUUUUUACAUUAGAUCAUCAUCAAGUGCAUUUAUUUGUUUUUAUCUUCAGACAGCAAAUAGAACGACCAGCAUUAACUAUCGAACACUAACAACUUGCCAAAUGCUGACAAGUCAACGUGUCUCACGUAUGAUUCAUCAUAACUGAAUUACAUGUUCAAAAACCUG